CUUUGGUCCGCCAUAACCAUUACCACCAUCGCCCUUCUUCUUCUCCUCUCUCUCGUCUCGCAUCAUCAAUUGGGUAGUGGUUGGUGCUUCUCUCUCAUUCUGACAUCGCCUCCUCUUCCUAUUAUAUUAGAUCUGCCCCGUUCUCCUCCUCAUUCUCUCUCUUCGCUCUGCUGGAUGCGGAAGAUGAUGGCGCGACCGGCCACUCUGCUGCUUCUACUAGUAGUAGCUGUGACGGUGGCGGAUGCGUCCAAGUCGAAGCAGAAGACGUGCGACAAGGGGUGGGAGUGCAGCGGGAGCGUCUACUGCUGCAACGAGACCAUCACCGACUACUUCCAGGUGUACCAGUUCGAGAACCUCUUCAGCAAGCGCAACGCCCCCGUCGCCCACGCCGUCGGCUUCUGGGAUUUCCAGUCCUUCAUUACCGCCGCCGCCCUCUUUGAGCCGCUUGGUUUCGGUACCACCGGCGACAAGCAGACCAAAAUGAAGGAGGUCGCCGCCUUCCUCGGCCACGUCGGCAGCAAGACCUCCUGUGGGUAUGGUGUUGCCACUGGCGGUCCACUAGCAUGGGGAUUGUGCUAUAACCAUGAAAUGAGCCCAAGUCAAGACUACUGUGAUCCAAACUACCUUUAUCCCUGUAUCGAUGGAGUUCAAUAUUAUGGACGUGGUGCUCUGCCUGUGUACUGGAACUACAACUAUGGACUUGUUGGUGAUGCUCUAAAGGUAGAUCUGUUGAGCCAUCCAGAAUACCUGGAGCAGAAUGCUACCCUGGCUUUCGAAGCUGCCAUCUGGAGGUGGAUGACCCCGAUGAAGAAGAAGCAGCCUUCGGCCCAUGAUGUGUUUGUUGGAAACUGGAAGCCCACAAAGAAUGACACUUUGUCGAAAAGGUUACCUGGCUUUGGGCUUACGAUGAAUAUAUUGUAUGGAGACAAUAUUUGCGGCCAGGGCUACAUUGAUCCCAUGAACAAUAUCAUAUCUCAUUACCAAUAUUACCUGGACUCGAUGGGAGUAGGGCGCCAAUUCUCUGGAGACAAUGUGGACUGUGCUGAACAGGUGCCUUUCAAUCCAUCAUACAAAGCUGCUACAUCCUAAGCCACCAUUAGUAAGCUGUGAGAAAUACCGGUUGAUUCUUCAGCCACAAUGCCCCAAAUAAAAUGUUGUGUCGAUUACCACUCUGCCGUAAGACAUGUUUGUUUGAACGCUUGCUGCUAAAGCUCGAGCAAGCAUCAUGUGUUAUUCUUUAUAGUAACUGAACUGCAUUCAGAAUUCAUCAUAUAUCAUUUGCAAUUGUCCAUCGUCCAAGUGGUGUCACUCAUUAUGUAUUCACUCAAAUGUAUAUGAUACCUACUCUCGUCUUUGUUGUGGAAUUUACAAUACAUGUAUAUCUAUGUUGUGUUUCAA
This is a messenger RNA of Musa acuminata AAA Group (dessert banana), 1398 nucleotides long. RefSeq names its product chitinase-like protein 1. Gene Ontology annotation, molecular function: chitinase activity. Lineage: Eukaryota; Viridiplantae; Streptophyta; Magnoliopsida; Zingiberales; Musaceae. The record is from RefSeq and is a predicted model, not a curated record. Bases 175 to 1089 code for a protein of 304 amino acids. Gene Ontology annotation, biological process: cell wall macromolecule catabolic process; carbohydrate metabolic process; chitin catabolic process. The transcript is spliced from 3 exons.